Podarcis lilfordi (Lilford's wall lizard) is the source of this 13264-nucleotide messenger RNA. The record is from the annotation of a GenBank genome assembly. NCBI's taxonomy places the organism in Eukaryota, Metazoa, Chordata, Lepidosauria, Squamata, Lacertidae.
CUGCGGACUAACACCUUGAAAUAUCCCGUUUCUUUUUUGCAGCCAAAAUUUCAAAGGAACCUGUAAGGCAUGAAUUAGCUACAGCAGCGCAGACACUUACUAGGGAGUAAAUCUAUUGUUUAUUUGCUAAGCCCAAACACACAUUCAAGAAGCCCGCGCUUCCUAUCCUUUGAAAAUCAAGAUCCCCCCAAAAACCUGGUUUCCGGACUUUCCAAGCACCCGCUUGCAAAACCAUCGAUACCAGGAGGAGGGGCAGAAGCGGAACCAAUAGCCACGCUUCCCCCGCGCUGCAUUCUGGGAAUCGUAGUCUUUUGCUUUGUGGAUUCAUUUAACUUCCUCGAUCUCCUUCCCUCCCUCCCUCCCAGCAGCUCUGAGGACAAAAUUCCCAGCCUGCAAUCCUUGGGUGCGGGGGUGCGAGCCUCCUUAAAGGUAGACCUAGAGGACGAGCAGGAAAGUCCUUGCAGGCUGCUUGCAAGGGGCACCCAAGCGGAUCCUGCAGCCAAACUGUUGCAAGGCGUCCUGCGGCUCUCCUUCUGCUCUGCAAGCGGCAAGUCCCUUCCAAGGACCCCCUCACCCCUCUUUUGCAGGAUGAGUGCCGCGUUCGUAGCAGCGGCGGGGGAGAGGAACAAGGAGCCUAUCCUGGGGGUCCUCCGGGACUACGUGAACCCCUGCCAGCCGCAAGUCCAGGUGCUGGAAGUGGCUUCAGGCUCCGGGCAGCACGCGGCCCACUUUGCCCAAAUGAUGCCCAACGUGCUCUGGCAGCCCUCGGAUGUGGAUCCGAAAUGCAUCGAGAGGUAAGGCGAGGCGUAGGAGCCUCGCUGCUGGGGCGGACCUGGGAGGCUGUUCGGAUGGAUCGCCGGAGUGGACUUGCACGGGAUUCCCCGCCGGUCCAGUCUGGACACGAGGAGGAUCCCCUCCCUGCAUCCUGGGUGUCGUCUGAAACGUGUUCUUGACGCGCUUCAGGCCUCAUGUGCACUAUAUACAUUGAAUGCACGGACUAUGCCAUGUGGCUGGUAGGUGGUGGGUGUUGCUCCUCCCACCCACUUUUCACAGCUGGCUCGCGGGGGCGGGAGUCUGCUCUGCCAGUGAGUUCCGUGCAGGAAACACACUGGCGAAGCAGCCGUGCCCAGCGGGACUGAGCCCCACCGCCACCACUACCCCGCCCAUGAGCUGACGUCACCCAAUGACACCAGCAGAUUGGCAGCAGGUGGGCUUGGUUAGGGGGAAAGGGAUCAGUCUGCAUGAUGGAAGUUAUUGCAUCCAUAAGAGGAUGGCACGAUGGCUUUCCGUUCUCUCCCCUUCUCUGUCGCUCCCCCACCCCGCAGAAUGGACGUACAGAAUCUUCUCUGCAUUACAGACAAUAGUUAAGAAAUACUUGUCUUAUUAGCCUGUGCCCGCCUGUAAGACUAAUGCUGGAAAUUAAUGGUUUUAGGGCUGUGGUCAGUAUAAAAUAUUUCAUUUGUAUUUAUUUAAAGGGAUUUAAGUUAAGGGUGCCUUAAAACUGAACCUGGCACCCAAUGUAAGCGAUACAGGAUUGGCAUAAUAAGUCUGGUCUCUAGCUCCUACUAGCACCCGGGCAGCUGUCUUCUGUACUAAAUGGUGUUUUUGAGCUGCCUUUAAAGACAACACCUUGUAGUGAGCGUUAUUGUAUUUGUUUGCUUGUUUUUUCUUCUUCUUCUAAGCAUCUUUAACUGGUAAAGAUCUGAAAGAGCAUCUUGAAGGUUUCUUUCUUUUCCCCCAUCAGGUUUUCAAAACAAAAAAACAGAUACUAAAAAAGAGAUAACAUGCAAUGAAAAAAGAGUGGGGAAGGAGGAGGGAAAAAAGCAAACUCAGGCUCCAGCUUUUGAAUCUGCUGUUCUAAAAAUGACCAGCAGGGAUGGAAGCAGAUCCAAAAGCUUAGUGGAAUGGCUGUUCCUAGGUGACAGUUGAGGGAGGGCAAAAUAAUGUAAGCGUAGUUAAAAGUGUCCCUUAAAUUGUACUUGCAAGUGAGCUUGUCCAAUAAUGAUUGGCCAGCUUCACAGUUGCUCUGAUUCUUGCUACGAAGGCUGGUCUAAGUGGACCUUGACCAGGUCCAGCAAAGCACCUCCUAUGCCUCUAAGCAAAGGAUCACUGAGCACUGCUCUGUUACACGUUAACUCUUCAACAGAUCUCAGUAUUCAUUCUGGUUUUGCAAAUCUGAAACAUAUCCUUGGGGCAGGUGGGGCUGGGGAGGAAAGUAUACCACGCAUGGCUGAAGUCAGAGCCCCUAGUUUAGGGAAUAGCGCAGACCAUAGCUUAGUGUCAGGCCUAUAAUUCUUUGAAUUUAGUACCAAACUAAUAUUACAUCACUUGUGUAAUUAGCAAUUGCUUUGGUGGUUGGAAUUUUUUUUGUUAAUUAAAGUAAACCAUAGUCACAGGAUCUGGAUUGGGUUCCCGGCAGGAUAGGUUGAUGGGUAUGGGAGCCUUACUACUUCAUUCCCACUGCAGUUCUGAUCCAGAAACAGCCCCCCCCCAAAAAAACCCCCACAACUUGCUUUUUCCACUGAAAGCAAAGUUUCCAUUGGCACCUAAAAUGUCCUAAGAACAUUCAUAUAUUAAGCUAACACUCUAAUAGACAUGCUAUAAAAGGAAAACAGGAUAGGGAGAGGAGGUGAAAGCCAGCUGAUGCUUAAUUGGCCAAUGGAUGAGGACAGUCAGCCUCCCCUUUUCCAGGAGAGUUGGGGGGGGGGCGAGAGAUAGCCCCACAGUGGCCCUUGGUAGAGGCCUGAGUACUUUUCAUUUUAAAAGUGUUUAUAAAAGUUGUGGAUGGCAAGUGCGAUCUGGGAAGAGGCGUUCUGUCUGUGAGAAGCCGCUCUUUAAGGGCAACGUUGGCUGCUCUUUCCUUUUUUUAGGAAGGGUGUGGGUCAUUUCCCUCCUAUGCACAACUUAUGCAGGUUUAAUUGAUUAAUUAAACCUCCUUUGCACUUCAUUUAUCAGCUGGAUUUGCUUUAUGCUUUCAACUGGUUGGUUCGGUGGUGCAAUGAAGCCAUUUUAGGAAUGGGCCUUUAGCUCAGUGGCAGGAUUAUCUGCCUUGCAUGCAGAAGGCUCCAGGUUCAGUCUCCGGCAUCUCCAGGUAGGGCUGCAUGAAACCCCCAAAGAGCUGCUGCCAACCUUUGUAGAAACUACUGAGCUUGGUGGACCAAACGUUGCUUCCUAUUUUCCCACAUUCAGACUGUGCAGUUAAUGGACUUGUGCAAGGCCUCCUCUGUAAAUGGCAAUAGACAUCUCAUACAUGAGAUCAUCCAUCCCUGCUUUUCCUGGAGGCUCUCCUGCUGAGAAGGGCCCUGGACUUGUAACCCAGAGUCUCCUACCCUGAUGGCACCCCUGUCCCUACUGAGAGCAAGCUGCUGGUGCCGGCUCUACCGUUGACCCUUGCCCCAUCUGCAGUCUGGCUCUCUUCCUUCUCUUUCUAGCAUUUCUGAAUUUAUCAGGGCGUACCGCCUCCCGAAUGUCAAACCACCCAUUUACUUGGAUGCAUCGCGCAGCUGGGAGACGUGGGGCGGCUUGCGCCCGGACUCUCUGGACCUCAUUGUCAACAUCAACAUGAUUCAUAUCUCGGACAUGAGCUGCACGGAGGUGAGGCCACGCUCCUGUCAGCCCGCUUGGCAGUGAAAGCCUGUACUGUGUCUGCUGGGAAGUCAAGCCCACUGAGCUGAAUGGGACUUCAUAUUAUUCUGAUUUAUUUACCCAACCUUCACCCUAAGGUGCCGGGGCGGGUUAGGACAACAGAAACACCAUGCUAAAAACAGUUUGAAAUGCGGUGCUACAGGAAGUUCUUGCAAAGUAUGAUUUUAUGUGAAUUUGAUUGCACCCCAGGACUUAUUAAGGACCGCUCCAUUGCGCUUCCAUGGAAUCAUAAUAUUAUUUGUAGCGUUGGAUUUAUGUAUCUGCAAUAACCAUUUGUCCACACUGUAUCAAUUUCUUUUUAAAGUUGUGGACCAUAUGGCACCAAACAGGCAAGCCAUUGUUCAUUUCUGUAUCUCUUUUAAGUUUGUAAUGUUAUAUGUGGCAAAAGAAAGCAAUUUAUUUAAAAAGUUUAAAAUGCAAUCACAGGAAUAAGGUAAGGCCCUAAAAUAUCCAUCUAGGGUGCCAGAAGGUAAAAAGGAGUGUCUUUACCUCUUACUCCCAGGUAAGUGCUUAUAGUGGGAAUGGGAAACUUUUUUCUGUACAUUUCUAUUAGGGCAAUUUGGAUAAUGCCUUUUGCCUGCCUGAUCAAGAGAGAGAAAGUGGGGUGUGAAUGAAGAAAGUAGUCAGCUGUACAAAGGUAAAAUUUAUAUUAAUGACUCCACCCACCUUUGCUUUUGACCCCGCCCACCAGUAGAAUCAGACUGCCAAGCACCACCUGAGCCAAAUGCUUGCUGGACCAAGUACCUGGCCCAAGACUGGCGCUCCAAAAGCUGCUGAACUCCAACUCCCAUCCAGCAUUGCCACUGGUCAGGGGUGGUGGGAGUUGUGGUCCAGCAACAUCUGGAAGCGGGUAUCAGGUUGGCAGGGGUCAAUUCGAUCUUCUCAGGUAUGGAUCUUCUCAAUUUUAUGGCCCCUUGACUCAAUGCCCUCUGCAGGGGAACCACCUGCACAACCCUAAAUCCAAUUCUGCAGGUUGGGGAAAGAUAACACUAACUGUUUUGAUUUGACAUCUUAGAAGCUUCCUGGCAGUAGGUCCAAAUCAUACGUAGGUAGCUCCUUAGCUGGUUUCUACUGGUAAGCAACAACAGGCCAUUAAGUCAGGAAAUGCUUCUAAACUGGAAGAAAAAAGUGAUUUUUAAUUCCUUUUAAAGUCAGUAAGUGUGUGUUGCACUAAUAAGUAGUAGUAGAUGCAUGUUUAGCUGUGUGCUAGCAGCAGAACCUUGUAGUCUCUAGUUACUUAUGUUACUAAGCCUUGUUCAUAUAAUCAUAGACAGUGCCAAGAACCGUGGCACUUAAUUCCCCCCCACCCCAGAUAAGAUUUUAAGAAUCUGCUUUUAAAUGAAGUAACAUCCAUUUAGACCAAGGGUUGUCAACCUGGUCCCUACCGCCCACUAGUGGGUGUUUCAGGAUUCUAGGUGGGCAGUAGGGGGUUCUAUGGCACAAGCUGAAUCCUCCUUCCAUCGAACAUUGGUGGGUGGUAAGGAAAUUUCACCAUCAAGAAAGAUGCGUUAGUGGGCCGUAGGUAUAAGAAGGUUGACCACCCCUGAUUUAGAUGGUCGAUUCGAAAAUUCUCAGAAUAUGCACAACUGAUCCAUUUGAGAGGGGAUGAAAGCCAAAAUUACAGUAGAGUAAUCCCUUUAUAUCAAAUGGUCUGUGAGAGAAAGCAAGCUUUCAGGUUUGUUUGGGUUCUUCAGCAGGCUGCAUGUUAAGGGCCCAAACAAAAACUGGAAGGAAGGAGACAAACCUUAGUUUGCUCAUUGGAAUAAUGGAACGGGGAAUGUGUUCUGUGGAGUUUAAGGGUAUUAGUCCUAUCAGUUCCCACUUUUGUUUUUGUAUUUCUGCUUAAUCUUCAACCCAAGAGUUCCUACCAACUCCUGGACUUUUUGCAGCCCAAAUGAUCAGCUAUGGCAUUCAAGAUUUUUCAAAAGAAAUAGUCGUUGCAAAGAGAGGAAAGUGAGCUGGAUUGGGAGAAGGUUGAGUUGGGGGCUUUAACCCUUAGUCUCUGCUGCUGCCCUGAUUGGAUGCGCCUUCUCCAGCUUCCCAUCAGUGAGUUGCAAUGAAGGCAGUUACACUUUCCUUGCUUUUGGACUUGAGUGGUCUCUGUGUAGCUAAUGCAAGCGCCAUCUUGUGGUUCUUGGUUGAAUGUCCUUCUAGCUAACAACCUUUCCUGGGCUGUUUGCUAAUUUAGGGAACCUGCAUCACCAACAGCAGAAAUCUAGUGUGUUGCUCCCAGUUGCUUAUACACCUACAAAUGGUGCACCAUAUGGCCAGCUGAGGCUUUUAGUAUAGCGGCACCAGGCCUUUGGAAUGCCAUUCCCUUUGAAAUCAGACCAACACUAACAAUUCUGAUAUUUUGCUGCCGGCAGAAAAUGCUUCUGUUUUCCCAAGUGAUUUUAGAGAAUUAAUUAGAUUCAGUGUUGGUCAUAUCUCCUGUGUCUUAUGAUUUUGUAAUUUUAUGGUGGUUUAACAAAUUUAUUAUUACACUGCCAUGAGACCUUUUUCAAUGAUUUGGCAGGUUAGAAGUACACGCAGGUCUCGCUUACCGAAAACAAUGCGUUUCCUAGAAAUUAUUAGUUAUGAGAGUGUUUGCAUAAUGAGUUAAUAAUUUCCAUUGAUUCCUGUGGGGAAAAUUUACACUGAAUUUUGACCCCCGAAAGCAAAAAAUAUUAAAAAAUGUUCUCUGAUUUCCCUCCCUUCUUCCCUCUGUUCCUCAGCCAACCAGUAAAAGGCAAACAAGGAAAUAAAAAAGAAAUGUUUUGUUUGGAUAUCUGAAUCUGUUGUGUGUAUAGUAAGGUUUGAGUACUAAUUCACUGUGUUUGGAUAAGUGACUUUUAACACAUUGAAUGUUCAGAAAGCGGGACCUGCAUGCAUUCCUACAAAUAAAUUGAUGCAACAGUGAGAGAAAUGUACUCUGCACAUGCUUAGAGGAAGCACCCUUGAGUCUACAUAGAGUCCAUUUCCCAUUGUUGACCAACUGCAUCUAUGGAGAGGAGGUAGUCUAAGGUGCCUCUUGCUCUGGAAACCAACUACAAUUUUGCAAAACUUACAUUGUGUUCUUUUACUAUUCCGUAAGGAAUCUGCAAGAAAUAGAAUUUAGAUACACAGGAAUGAUCCUACUGGAAAGAUCAGUUGCCACUUUCUUGCUAAUUUUUAUACAUAUCCUACAAACGCUUUGUGAUUCUCAUGAAAUCCACUCUUUCCAAAUGUGCUUGUUAACCUAUUUCCUUUGCAUUUUGUUUAAUUAUUCCCUGCCUCCCCCUGCCCCCAACCACAGGGUUUGUUCAGAGGAGCAGGAAAGCUGUUAAAGCCUAAAGCGGUGAUGGUCACAUACGGGGUAAGCUGUCAGUCAGGAUCCUUGUAAUCUAGAUGCUGCUGUUCCUGAAGCAGCCUUUGCCAAGUGAGUGGCCUCUAGAUAUUUUGGACUACAACUCCCAUCAGCUCCAACCAGCAGUUAAAGAAAACAAAAAACAUUGUGCAAAACUUGCAGUUCCUCCCAAUUUGCUCUGUUGUAUGAAUUUGGCUACAUACAGAUAAUGCCCUGGGAAAUUGCCUUCCAUUUGCAAGUAGUAGCAGAGGAAGGAUUUUUCUCAGGACUUAAAAAGGAGCGGGGAAAAUUAUAUUUACUUCUUUUUAAAAACCCUUGAAUUUCCCCCCCCCCAAAGGUGCUUUUAAUGCCACAUGUAGUUUUGACCCUGGGCGUGAUGAUACAAGGACCCUGAACUCCUUUAUGUUGUGUUUCCUUAGAACAGCCUUCCCUCAAGAUGGCGCCCUCCAGAUGUUUUGGAGUAUAAAUUGUAGGCUGAAACAUUUGGACGGCACAGCUCAGGGAAGGCUGCUCUAAAGUAACCAGAACGCAAAGCUGAUGUUCUUGGGCCUCUGGUGGUGGUGCAGAACCUGUGCCAAUCCAGAUGUAACUGGACCACAACUCCCAACAUCCUUGGCCAUUGGUCACUCUGGCUGAGAAUGAGGGCAACUGAAGUAACCACCUUUUGAGGGCUGCAGGUUUAUCCUUUGCAACAGCCUAGUGAUUCUGUGUAUAGAGAUUCUUGUGAUGUUUUGCUUCGGUCUCGGGUUUUUUGGUUUUUUCCGAAGUUGGUCGCAUUCAUUCCCAACAGUAUGCCAUGUCCCCCCCUAGUGGCAACCCUUGGCUCUGCAGAAAAUCCAAGGUGCAUUUUCUCACACUGCCAACUUUGAGGUAACAGGGCUGAUGGUUGCUGGGGUUUUUUUAAGCUUUCUGUAAUCUAAGCCCCCCAUAACUUCUGAAAGCUUCAUUAAGAGGAACUUGGCUGUCUCAAUUCUUAGAUUUUUCCCCCCAGUUCUGAGUUAAGGGGUGGCAGGACAAAGAACCCACACAUUAUUUGAUUUUUAUAAAAACAACAACACUUAAAAAAAAAAAUUGAUUGUUUGAUACCACUUUGUCUUAAACUGUUUGGUGUGUUUUCCCCCUGCCUGAUUCCACCCCAAGCCUUAUGCUGUGAAUGGCUGCAUCUACCCACAGAGCAACGUGGACUUUGAUUACUACUUGAGGCAGAGGUAAGGAGGAGCUAGGCCAAAUCGAAGGAGUUACUCAUAGCAUAUAAAGCCCUCAGCAGCUUUGGAACUAGUUUACUGUGCCCUCUCAGCCGUUUCCAUCUGCAGAAAAGGCAUUUUCAAAAGUCCUGCAUAAUGUUCAUUCUGCAACUGCAAGGAAUCUUCACUUUCAGCAUGGCAGUAGGUACCAUUAGGAACUCCCUGCCUACUGAUAUUAAGCACUAUGGCCAGUGCUUGGUAAAAAAACCCCUUUUUUGUUGUUGUUUUUGUUUCAGCAAGUCUAGCCAGACAUGUAAUUUUAUCAGGCUCAAAGAUCUGUUGGUUUUUUAUGUAUAUUUGGAUGGUUUUAUUUAUGUCUACUGUUUCUCAAGUCUCUGGGUUCUGGGGUUACCUUUGCUAUUUUUAAAUGUUUAUUUUAUACCAUUUUAUGCAAAUGGCUUAGAGAUUUAUUUAUUUUUGAUUGAACAGUAUAUAAAAUAAGGAAGAGUAGUGUGGCUCUACUCCUGAGUUUUACUUGGUUGACAUCUGCACCAUCCAUUCAAAGCACUCUUAUACCACUUUAAACAGUCAUGACUUACCACUAUGCAUCCUCAAGAUUGUAGUUCAUUGAGCAUUGUUAGGAGGCCCCCAUUCCCCUCACAGAACUACAGUUCCCAGAGUUCCCUGCGAAGAGGGAUUGACAGUUACACCACUCUUGACAACUGUAGCUCUGUGAGGGAAGUCGGGGUCUCCUGGCCACACUUGGGGAAGUCAUGACUGCUAAAGCGGUAUAACACUGCUUGGCAUGUAAAGCACAGAUAUGGCCCAAUUCAGGCCAUCGUUAGCCACACACGAAGAGCUACAACUCCCAGAGUUCCCUGGGAAGAGGGAGUGAUUGUUAAGCCAUUGUAGAUAUCACUCAAGCAGGUUUCUGACAUGGGUGGGUAGGAAACCCUCAUGUGGAGGCAGCAGUGUUGCUCUCUGUAUGUAAGCACCUCUUGAAUACAGUGAUUGACUUCAUUCUCUCUCUUUCUUCUCCCCUCCACUCCCAACCACAGAAACCCAGCCUGGGGCCUCCGGGACACGGCUUUGCUGCAGCAGCUUGCUGAGAUCAAUAGGAUGUGGUUGGAGAGGAUGGUAGGUGGUCAUAGGAACCUAAAGAAUGGGUUUUGGGGGAGGGGGAGUGUGUCGCCCCACAAUUAUUGUUUGGCUCUUCUUAGCUCCGGCUAGCAUGGCUAAGGGACGCGGGUGGUGCUGUGGGUUAAACCACAGAGCCUAGGACUUGCCAAUCAGAAGGUCGGCGGUUCGAAUCCCUGCGACGGGGUGAGCUCCCGUUGCUCGGUCCCUGCUCCUGCCAACCUAGCAGUUUGAAAGCACGUCAAAGUGCAAGUAGAUAAAUACUCCGGCGGGAAGGUAAAUGGCAUUUCUGUACGCUACUCUGGUUUGCCAGAAGUGGCUUAGUCAUGCUGGCCACAUGACCUGGAAGCUGUAUGCUGGCUCCCUCGGCCAAUAAAGCGAGAUGAGCGCCACAACCCCAGAGUCGGUCACGACUGGACCUAAUGGUCAGGGGUCCCUUUACCUUUACUAGCAUGGCCCAAGGGUCUGGGAAGAUGGGCACCUGUCAGGGAUGGGUGUCAGGAGCAUAAGUCACACGACAUCAGUAAAGUUAAUUCUUUAUUCAAGGAAGCAAGUUCUGCUUAGGUGGCUAGGUGUAAUAAUCACAGCAUCCCUUCCCAGUAGAUCUUGCCCUAAUGAGGCAGUUGCGAUAACUGAAGGUCCCUGCCUUCCACAGCUCUCUAAAUCUCCUCCUCCCCUGGGUCCUUCCCAAGCUCCUCCCUAUUCUGGUUCUGGGAGACCAGUGGGGUAGGGAUCUGGUUGCAGCAGAAGCGGGUGACACCCUGACACCAGCCUGACUCAUCUCUGCUUCUUGGUCCCUCUCCUCUCCAGUCUCCUCUUCUGGACUGCUCUCUGCCAAAGCCUCUUCCUGCUCCCCAAACCCUGUUUCCCCUUCAUCUUCCGACACCUCCUCCCAGUUUGCUCCUUCUUCUGCCUCUGACGACUAUUUGUCAUCCCACCACCAACCCCUUGGCUCUGAGCCUUCUUCCCCUGGGAGUUCCUUUGGGGUUCCCCAGCUGGUUUCUCCCACCACUGAAGUCUUGAUGGCCAGGUGUAGAGUAGCAUACCUCCACGAAUGGCAGCAGGAUGUCUGUGGGUGAGGGAGGGGGAAAUACGUGUUGCAAAUAGAUUUGGGAGGAGCAAAUUUGUCUCUUGGCAAGUGCCUUCACUAUGAGAACACCGUGGCUGUGUCCUUCAUCCACUGGGGAUCAGUUGCUGGGAACAGCAGCUGGAGGGAGUGUGUAGCUGAGGUUCUCCUGGCAGUCUUCUGGUUUGCCAUGGUGAGAAUGCAGGGCUGGAUGGGCCUUUGGUCUGAUCCAGCAGGGCUCUUCUUGUCUUGUUCUGAAGCAGAGUGUGUUAGACAUUCUUGUGGGUCAGGUGUGAGGAACCUUUGGCCCUCUGCAUGUUACUGAACUACAACUCCCAUCAGCUCCAGCAAGCAUGGCCAACGGCCAGGGGCGGUGGGAGUUGUAUAGUUCGUCAACAGCUGGAUGGCUAAAGGGGGUUGCAGUCUUUGGGCUCUUCAAUUCCACAGCAGCACUAAAAUUCAACGUCCCCACCUUCCAUUCUUCAGCAUUGUUGUGGCGCCCCUGCAGUGUGGCACCCAGUAUCACUGCACCGGUUCCACCACCCUACAACCGCCUCUUCCAGAGGUUUCCCACACAUGCUGGGCUCUCCAAGCAAUUUAGGUUCCUGACCCUCCAGGGUUCUGAGUUGCAUGGAGAGCCUAAGAAACUGCCUUAUAUUGAGUCAGACCAUUAGUACAUCCCAUUCUGUGUUGCCUGCACUUGAGUGGUUCUCCAGAAUGUCAGAAAGGGUUCUGUGCCAGGGCUGCCCAGAGAUGCUAGGGACUGAGUGUGGGACCUUCUGCAUGCCAGGUAGAUGCCCUACCACCGAAUUAUUGUCAUUGCCUACAGGAGCAGGGCAGGUUUGCCAGUGCAGAAGUUCAGCCCCCAACAUGUGGGGAGCUGCAGGAGAGGAGAAAGUCGUACAAGGGAGGGAGAGGGUCUAGGGAAUGUGCCCCUCACUCUCCCCACCCCCUGCAAUGAGAAUCUGGCUUGGAGGGGGAGACACCUAAAGAGUUGAACUGUGUGCCUGCGUCCAUAUAAUGUGGCUGCCAAGUAUCUCAAGUAACCUCAAGAUUUUCUGCUUCCAGGUCGACAUGCCUGCAAACAACAAGUGUCUUGUUUUCCGCAAACACUAAGCCAGCCCAUCCACUUUCUCUGCCAAGGAGAAGGGACCACCAAGGACGGUCAAAGUGUCGCCUGCCAUCGCCAAAUUUGCUCUGUGUCUGUUGUGCUCAAGCCCACCAGGUUUCUAGUAGCUUCUUCGGCUCCUGGGUGAAAAUAGCUCUUGGUGAGAUGGGAAUGAUGUCCUGUGUGAAGAUCUGCAUCAGGAGAGAAAAGCCUUUACAGAGAAUGGAGCUUUGCCCAAAGGUUUCUGGCCAGUGUUGAGCUAGCACAGGGAUGGAGGAGCUGCAGUCCUCCCAGAUGUGCUUGGACUCCCAAUUCCCAUCAGCCCCCAGGCAGCAUGGCCAGGGGCGGAGGCAGGGAUGGAGGGAACUGUGAGCCCAGGCACAUCUGGAGGGCCUGCGGGUCCCCCAGCUAGCCCAUUCAUGCUUCGAUUUUGGUAUUCGCUGCUGGUUUCGACAUUGUGGGUUAGACAUGGGCAUCCAUGUACCCAUCUCAAACCACCUUUGUCUCUUGUGCAUGAUUAUUACCUUUUGCCUGCUUCAGUGAAGGCUUUGUUUUCAGGCCUUCUUUGAUGGAGACCUCAAUGUCUUUUGACCCUGCAACUGUGACUUUUGGGUUAAGAGGGGAUUUCGGAGUAGAAAAUAUUACGGAAUAUGGGAGGAAGGAAAGCUCAGAAUGACACUUCCCCAAGUAACCGAAGGCUAUCGUGCAGAGCUAUAUGGGAAAGAUGGAUUUGAUGACUAGUACUCUUUACAGUCCUCCCAUUGGAAGAGGCUGGGACUGUUUUCCUUUCCUCCUUCUUCCCACCCCAGCCUCCAAAUUCUGCUGUGUUCCUUUUCUUCCCAUGCUCCUUAGAGCAAAAGUCGAUGCCACAAUGUGCCAACAACCCACCCAGUAAAGGAGAAUGGGAACUCUUUGGCCUUUCAGUGGUUGUUGGACUCCAACUCCCACCAGCCCCAGCCUACAUGGCCAGGGGUGAUGGGAGUUGUAGUCCAACAUCAUCUGGAGGGCCACAGGUUAGCCAUCUCCCUGAGCAAAAGAGGUGCAAACCCUCAAUCUCAUCAGCCUCAUUACUCUGCUUAUGAAGGAGUGGCUGUAGGGGGGGACUUUAUUUUUUUUGGCAAUAUGGAGGCCUGCAGAUUCCUCCCCUGCACUCAUGAUUAGGAUUUUACACCACAUGAAUUCUGGCAAUACAACACCAGACACAUCCAGAUAAACGGCAUGCUAUGAGAUUGCUGGGCCUGUACCAUUUGGGACUGCAGAUGUGGGUUGCACAAUUGAAUCCCCCCCCCACCAUCAAAAUAUCCCUGCCCAGGGAAAACUAGGAUGUGAAGGGAAAUGGCACUAUGCUAGCCUUUCCCCCAAGCGUUUUGUUUUCUGAAUUCAAGAGAGUUUUAACAAAGUUGUUAAAAUACUGGGUAUUCAAUAAUGUAAUUCCAUGCCUGUAUUCUGAAACACUACCACCCCAGUAACAUCAUACCCACCUGCAUCUGUAGGUUAGCUUACAGUCUAGCAGCUUUAAUAUGUCUUCAACUGAGUAAUUUCCCCCCCCUCUUUGCCUGUUCCAAGUGUUCCUGAAAAGAGGUAGCAAAUCACUCCAGCACAUCUUUUAAAAAAUCUGUAUGAAGUAAUAGUUCCCUCUAGUGGUGAUCAGCCACUAGAACAGCAACAAUGUAUAGCUAAGGGCUGAGCUUAUGGGAAUAGCAAGGAGGAAUAACUUUGCCGGGGAGAUCUGUGUGGAUGUAAUACUGUGUGGACUCUGCUGCAUUUGAGUGCAAAUAAAUAUAUUGCUUGGGUAUUGC